This is a messenger RNA of Lithohypha guttulata, 1095 nucleotides long. RefSeq names its product Aquaporin-1. Gene Ontology annotation, biological process: water transport; transmembrane transport. Bases 1 to 1095 code for a protein of 364 amino acids. Gene Ontology annotation, molecular function: water channel activity. Gene Ontology annotation, cellular component: plasma membrane. The record is from RefSeq and is a predicted model, not a curated record. NCBI's taxonomy places the organism in Eukaryota, Fungi, Ascomycota, Eurotiomycetes, Chaetothyriales, Trichomeriaceae. The transcript has 2 exons.
AUGAACGUAGACAGACCAGCCAGGGGCAUUCGCAAGCCAUGGAAAAAGCGAGAGGACCAACUUCCCUCGGACCACGAAACAACAGUCUCUCGUCGACUGACGCUCCUCAACUUUCUUCCACCAAAGGUCAAGGGACAUGUCGUCGCCUGCGCAGGUGAAUUUGUUGGAACGUUCCUCUUUCUCUUGUUCGCUCUUGGAGGUACCAAUGUCGUCAACACUGCCCCAGCAGAAGGUGCCAAUGCCACCGAUUUGGCUGCCAAUCCUGCCAAAUUACUAUACAUUGCUCUAUGUUUCGGCAUGAGUUUGAUGGUCAACGCCUGGGUGUUCUUCCGUAUCUCAGGAGGCCUCUUCAACCCAGCAGUCACGAUUGGCAUGAUGAUCGUCGGUGCUACAGAUUACAUUCGUGGACCUUUGAUCAUCGUUGCGCAAAUUCUUGGUGGUAUUUGUGCAAGCGGUGUGGUCUCGGCCAUGUUGCCUGGACCUCUCAAUGUUAGGACCCAGCUUGGAGGUGGUACAACCGUCACUCAGGGCCUAUUCAUCGAGAUGUUUCUCACUGCUCAGCUGGUUUUUACCAUCUUCAUGCUUGCUACCGAGAAGCACCAGGCCACCUUCAUCGCGCCUGUCGGUAUUGGUCUAUCCCUAUUCAUCGCCGAACUGCUUGGUGUCUACUACACUGGAGGCUCGCUCAAUCCAGCUCGAUCGUUUGGUCCUUGUGUCAUCUUGCACCAGUUCAACGGUUACCACUGGAUCUAUUGGGUAGGACCCAUCCUCGGUGCUAUGCUCGCCGCAGCAUUCUACAUGUUCGUCAAGUCCCUCGAAUACGAGACCGUCAACCUAGAUCAAGAUCCUCGUGAAGUUGCAGGAAAGCGCUUUGACCCCGUCAGCGGCAAAGAAGAGGUAGUAUUUGCCAACGGCGAGACAUACGCUAUACCACCUACUGGUCGACAAAGUGCUGGUACGGACACAACACGUGUAGGAGGUAUUAGGGGCCCAGCUCCUGGUCCCACCCCCGGUCCAACUCCCGGUCCUGUCGAUCCACGGUAUGCAAGAGGUGCUGAGAUGGAAUCAGGUCACAGAACCAUGCCAGCGCCUUAA